This is a messenger RNA of Chenopodium quinoa (quinoa), 2843 nucleotides long. Its product is annotated as probable protein phosphatase 2C 4. The coding region runs from base 365 to 2407 and encodes 680 amino acids. Gene Ontology annotation, biological process: protein dephosphorylation. The transcript is spliced from 4 exons. The record is from RefSeq and is a predicted model, not a curated record. Gene Ontology annotation, molecular function: protein serine/threonine phosphatase activity. NCBI's taxonomy places the organism in Eukaryota, Viridiplantae, Streptophyta, Magnoliopsida, Caryophyllales, Amaranthaceae.
GACGCAUCAAAGCCACCUCCCCCACAUCCGAAUUGCUUUAUCUUUUAUUUUUGUUAUAACCAACUUUAAAUGUCAACGCCCACCAACAUUAUAAACCAAUAAAAUAAUAUCCUUAUAUUCAAAUAACUCAUUACCCACUAUCUAAAAGUCAACUCUUCUCUCCCCCUUUUCUCGAUUCCCCCCAAACUCCACAUAUCAUAACUUAACAUAACUCUUUUCCCUUCUCUCAAUUUCCAACCUUCUUUCUCACACACUCCAUCAAAAUGAACACCACCAAAAUUCUUCUUCUAUAAAUCCAUUUUUCUCUCUUGAUUAUUAUUAUUAUUGUGAUUCAUAUAUUGGACAAUUUGAAUCAAUCAAAAAAAUGGGCAACGCGGCCGGGAAGCUAACCCCGUGUCUAUGCCCGGCAAGCGGCGGCGGAGAUAUCUCCCAACGGCACGACAUCGCGGUUAUCCUCAGCAACCCGCUUCACGACGAAGGUUUAGGUCAUUCCUUUUGUUACAUCCCACCACCACCCGAUCACCACCACCAAUUUUUCAGUGGAAGCCUUACAACCACCACCGCAGCAAUAUCAUCAUCACCGGCAGCAAUAUUUAAAAAUCUUUCCGGCGCUUCGUUAAGCGCCAACACUUCAACACCUCUGUCAACUACUCUGCUUUUGGAUGAUUAUCCAUCAACUAUGGAUCGUGCUUCUUCUUUUGAGAGUUCAUCUUCUUUUGCUUCGGUUCCUUUGCAGCCUAUUCCUCGGAACCUAAUCAAUUCUGGUCCACUUCCUUUGAGUCGAUACUCGGGUUCGGGUUCUGGAUUGAUCGAAAGAGGGUUCUUAUCGGGUCCGAUCGAAAGAGGGGUUCUCUCAGGACCAAUUGAUCAGCAAAAGUGUAAUCCAAAAUUGGAGAAGAUUAAGUCUAAGUAUGAAUUUAACAAGUGGGGUUCAAUCAAAGGGAUUAAAGAUUCAAUCUUGAGCACAAUUUGGGGAAAUGGUAAAGGGAAUCUUAAAACAGGGUAUGAUUCCAUUAAAGAAUUGGAAAGCUACAAUAGUAAUAAUUUAGAUAGUGUUGGGAAAAACAGUAGUGUUGCGAAUUUGAGCUGUGAAAUGAGCUUAGAAGAAGAAAACGAGGUUGAUAAUUUGAAUGGAAAUGGAGGAAUUGGAAUGGAGUCUGAGAAUGUUCAAUGGGCGCAGGGGAAAGCAGGGGAAGACAGAGUUCAUAUUGUUGUUUCUGAAAAUUAUGGUUGGGUUUUUGUAGGGAUCUAUGAUGGUUUUAAUGGUCCUGAUGCUCCUGAUUUCUUGCUUUCUAAUCUUUAUUCUUCUGUCAAUAAAGAGCUUCAGGGUUUGCUCUAUCAUGAUUGUAGAUCGGAAUCGGAAUUGGAAUCGGUUUCUGCCUCGAAUCAAUCUACUAUAUCUAAGGAUUCCGAGGAGGAAGUCAACGAUUGCUCUAGGAGAAUGAGUGGGUUGGAUUGUUGUUCGUCUAUUGAUCAAGAUGAAGAGGUCAAUAGUAAUGUUGAUGUAAGUAUGAAGAAAAAGCUAAGGAAUAAGAAUAGUUUUGCUACUAAUAAUAGUAGUGGUAGGCAAAUAUUGGAGAUAGAUGAAAAGGUAAGGGAAAGGCUUAAGCAAAUGUCCAGUAAAAUCAAGCAUUCGGAUGUUCUUAAGGCGCUUUCGAACGCCUUAAGGAAGACGGAGGAAGCGUAUCUGGAUAUUGCUGAUAAGAUGGUGAAGGAAAACCCUGAGCUGUCUUUGAUGGGUUCUUGUGUUUUGGCUAUGUUGAUGAUGGGAGAAGAUAUUUACUUGAUGAAUGUUGGUGAUAGUAGAGCUGUUUUAGGCCAAAAACCGGCUUCUGAGACCGAGUUUUCAGAAGAGUUUCCUCACAUCUCUUCCCUUCAAUUGACAGUGGAUCACAACACCUAUGUAAAAGAGGAAGUUCAAAGAAUUAGAAGAGGACACCUAGAUGAUCCAUUCGCGGUAGUAAACAAUCGUGUGAAAGGAUCGUUGAAGGUCACUCGUGCAUUUGGUGCAGGAUUUCUCAAACAGCCAAACUGGAAUGAUGCCUUACUAGAAAUGUUCAGAAUUGACUACAUUGGUAGCUCACCUUAUCUAACAUGUUCACCAUCACUUCACCACCACAAAGUAAGUCCAAGGGACAGGUUCUUGAUCCUGUCCUCUGAUGGACUUUACCAAUAUUUCACCAACGAAGAAGCCGUGUCUGAAGUCGAGCUUUUCAUGGCAUCCACACCCGAGGGAGAUCCCGCUCAACAUCUCAUAGAAGAAGUCUUGUUUCGAGCUGCUAAAAAAGCCGGAAUGGAUUUCUAUGACUUGAUAGAAAUUCCACAAGGCGAAAGACGAAGGUACCAUGAUGAUGUGUCCCUUAUUGUCAUAUCAUUAGAAGGAAAAAUAUGGCGUUCACCCAUGUAAAUAGGAACAACUUCUCCAUAACUAAGCACAUAUAUAGAUCAUACAAGUUAAGAGAUUGCAAUUAGAUAGAUUCUAUCAUACCAAUUUUGUUACAAAACUCCACCCCCCUUCCCCCUCCAAAAGAAAAAAAGGGUUUUGGUUGUUUUAAACUAUUACUAUACUUUCUUUCUUUCUUUCAAAAAAAAAAAAAAAAAAAAAAAAAGACUAUUACAAUACUUCCUAUGAAUUGUCAUAUCUACCGUAUAAUUUAUAACAGUGAUGUGACAAUCAAUAUCCCAAUGAAGGUUGUAAAAUACUAUAGUUGAAACUUCAUCAAAAUAGCUCUGGCGAGCUUUUCUUUUGAUUUAGAUAGCAUGCAUCAUGGUUAGAGUGUAGGAGUAUAUGUUGUAAAAAAAAAACAAAAAUACUUUACUAUGGAGUAUUUGACAUUCUUUUA